Molecule: messenger RNA, 622 nt
Organism: Teleopsis dalmanni
Lineage: Eukaryota; Metazoa; Arthropoda; Insecta; Diptera; Diopsidae
Exons: 5
Coding region: 129-587 (152 amino acids)
Biological process (GO): mRNA export from nucleus
Cellular component (GO): nucleus
Molecular function (GO): mRNA binding
Source: RefSeq, a predicted model, not a curated record
GCUGCUAUAUAAUUCUAUAUAAAUUAUAGAAUUAUUUCAAAAUUCUGGAAAAAAUCUAUAAUUCGUAUAUACGUAGUAUUUUAAUUUGAGCAAAAUUCUUUUUAAUUACUUCAAAAUAUAUUAAAGCUAUGAUGGAUGUAGAUAAGAGUCUAGAUGAGAUAAUAGCUGAAAAUAGGAAGCGUGAACGAAAGGAACGCUAUAAACGCCAACGUUUGGAUAGACGUAGAUAUUGGAAGGAUAACAACAACAACAAUAAUCGCGUCAGAUGCAUUCUUCAAGAGACGGUUACCGAAUAUCCACUGGUUCUGGUUUAUAAUCUUGACAGAUCAGUAGGAGACGUUGAUCUGGAAGCAGUUUUCGUAAACUCUUUUAACAUUAUUAGUAUCAACAUUCAUUAUGACUGCAAUGGAGACUCCUUAGGUAUGGCGCACGUCAUGUUUAGGAACAAACUGGAUGCUCUGCAAGGUAUCAAGAUGUUGAAAGGUAUUCGUGGUCCUAUUAGAAAACGCGCUGCUAAUAGGUUUGGAAAAAGACGCUUUACUCCAUAUCCAUAUCCAUAUCGCUGCAUUGAUGACUAUUAUGUCUAGAAUAUUAUAUUCUGAUAAUAUAGUAUGCAUUUCAU